Penicillium argentinense is the source of this 1407-nucleotide messenger RNA. RefSeq names its product RNA polymerase II-binding domain-containing protein. The transcript has 2 exons. The record is from RefSeq and is a predicted model, not a curated record. Gene Ontology annotation, biological process: intracellular calcium ion homeostasis. Bases 1 to 1407 code for a protein of 468 amino acids. NCBI's taxonomy places the organism in Eukaryota, Fungi, Ascomycota, Eurotiomycetes, Eurotiales, Aspergillaceae. Gene Ontology annotation, cellular component: perinuclear region of cytoplasm.
AUGGCGUACAAUAAGAUGGCUGUGGCCAAGGCUGCCUUCUCCGCCAGUCUCCUGCGCCCCGAUCCCACAUCCGUCCCCUCCCCCGAAAUCAACGCCCUCCACUCCGCCAUUGACCGCGCUCUGUCACGUGGCUCCCCGGCAUACAUCCAGGCCUGCAAAGAACUGCUUUUCCAACAUGUGACCUCGUCCGCAAAUCGCAUCGGAGGUCUGGCCAAGUACCUCGUGAUAUUGGCAGGCCCUCUCGAUGAACCACCCGCAGCUGCUCGGUCCAAUCCUUCACCGAAGCGUCGGAAGCUCCACAUACUCUAUCUCCUUAACGAUCUGCUUCACCACAGCAAGUACCACCUGGCCGGCACGACGACCUUCUCCACAGUGAGCGGAUCCCUGCAACCCUACAUGGUGGACUUGUUGGGAUAUGCGGCGGCCUAUGAUCGACAGAAAUAUCCCCGACAUCAUCGACGGCUCGAUGAUCUGCUGGAAAUCUGGUCCGAGCACGGAUACUUCAGUCCCGACCUGAUUCACCAGCUGCGAGAGGUGGCCAAGGACGCGGCUUUGACUGGCGCCGCCCCACCCUCGUCGACUGAUAUCUUGGCUGUUGAGCUAGAUGCCACAAAGAAUCAAUCUAAGGAGGAGGCUUAUAUCAUACCAAAAACACAUGGUGACCGUAACGGACCAUGGUACGAUCUCCCGGCAGGCAACUUCCUCCACCACUUCGACAUUCCGCUUGACAAGACCAUGCCUGUGCGCCCUGAAAAUAUCAGGGCCAUGGGAAUGUAUGAGGGCCCUGCCCCUCCAGAAACGGUGGAGGUGCUCAAGAAACUCCUGAGGGAGGCAGACGAGAUCUACGACACUGAGGUGACCACCAAGGAUGACGAGGUCCUCGACAUAAACGAGCUGGGCCAAAGAGUUGUCCGAGACGCCACAACCGGUGAUAUUCUCAACGGCCGGACAUACUACGGCUGGUGUCGUCCAUUCUGCCAGGAGAUGAUUCGAAACAGACAUCCAGAUGACACUCGCGGGUCUCAGUCCUGGUCUACAGCUGGUCGGCAUAAGCGUAGUCGACAUGAGUCCCGAUUCCCGCCUCCUCAUCAACCGUCACACUCUCCUCCGCCUCAUCCCGCACAUCCUUACCCUGCACAACCUCGUACCUACCAUAAUGCUCCCCCACCUGAACACUACUCCGGUGCCUCCGGAGCUUGGCCACCUGCCCCGCCCCCACACAUGCCGACCAUUCAAUUUCCCCCACCGGGUAUGGGGAGCAACCCUACAGCCUUCCCUCCACAAUUUACUGGCCACCCAGCCCCGGGUCCUGUUCCUCCCGGACAGCCUCUUCAUCCUUGGGGGCCUCUUCCUCCUGGGCAGAAUCGUUUCCCUCCCCAUUCGGGUGGCCAACAUGGCGGUUCCUAG